AUGUCUCCAGUCGAUCAUACUGCUGCCCUGGUUCUGGGCUCUCCGCCCAAGGACAUCGCGGGACAGCCAUCUUCUGCCCCCCCAGUCAUCAUUUAUAUUGACGAUGCCAGCGGGAGCGACGAUGCAUCCACCCCAGGCACCAAAGAGAGCCCUUUUCAGUCUCUCUUUGCCGCCUAUAUCGCAUUUCCUCCCGAGUCAAGCACGCCUUCCCCAGUCUAUUUCGCACGCGUCGUAAAGGCCAAUGGUCAGGGGGACGCUGUUGAAUGGCGAGAGGCUGCCAAAUCAGCCAUGAAGAAGGUUGUCAGCCGAUACGCAGAGUACGUCAAAAAGAUGGCCAAGCAGAAUGAGGAGGAGGCAGAUCGGCAAGCCACUCUCGUCGAGGCCAGAAAGGUCGUCAUCCAAGAGGAUCACACCCUUCCCAAGGCCAUUCGGUUGAAGAUAUCAGCCAAGGCGCCCGAGGGAGUCACUUUGGGCUCCGAAUCGACCACGGGCACGCGUGUCAAGGUGAUUGGACGUAUUGACAACAUCAGAGUAUCCAAAACCCGUACGUUUGUUUACCUGACCGACACUCGCGACACGCUGCUGUGUCUCUUCGAAGGAGCCGUCAAUGCAGUCGCGCCCGUGCUGUUCCAGAAGCAGACAUCGAUUGAGGUUUUUGGUCAACUAAAGUCUGUCCCGGCCAAGAACAAAGCGCCAGGUGAUCGCGAGCUCCAUGCCGAUUAUUAUCGAAUCAUCGGCGAGGCUCCUGGCGGUCCCGAGUCCUUCACCAACAUAGCACCCACGAGCGCACACCAAUCGACCCUGCCCGACGCCCGCCAUCUUGUUCUUCGUCGCAGGGAAGAAGCCAUGGUCAUGAAAGCUCGCUCCUCGGCGCUGAGCGCCUUCCGCCAGUACUACAACGAGCACGAGAUGCGAGAGGCGACGGCGCCGUCCUUUGUUCAGACUCAGGUGGAGGGUGGUGGCUCGCUCUUCAGUCUCUCGUAUUACGGCGAACGCGCGUACCUGACGCAAACCUCUCAGCUUUAUCUCGAGGCGCAACUACCCGUGCUUGGGGAUUGCUACGCCAUUCAAUCAUCGUUCCGAGCGGAGAACUCUCACACCCGCCGUCAUCUGUCGGAGUACACCCACAUCGAAGGCGAACUCGACUUUAUUGAAUUCGAUGACCUUCUUAACCACAUUGAAGACCUUCUCUGUGGCGUCAUCGAGAUCCUCCUCGCUCAUCCCGAGAGCAGAGAGCUCAUCAUGGCCCUCAACCCCGAUUUCAAGAGUCCGGCUCGACCCUUUCGACGCAUGCGAUAUGCUGAGGCGAUUGAAUGGCUCAAUGCCCAUGGUGUGAUGGAUGAGAAUGGAGUUCCCCAUGUUUUCGGGACCGAUAUUGCAGAAGCUGCCGAGCGAAGGAUGACGGACGAGAUUGGCGUUCCUAUCAUGCUCACGCAUUUCCCUGUUCCCAUCAAGGCCUUUUACAUGAAGAGAGAUGCGGGAGACCCCAGGGUGACCGAGAGUGUUGAUUGCCUUGUUCCAGGAGUUGGCGAGGUCGUUGGAGCGGGUAUGAGAAUGGACGACUAUGACCAGCUUGUUGAGGUCAUGAAAGAGAACGCGUGGGAUUUGAAGGCGUAUGCCUUCUAUUCAGAUCAAAGAAAGUAUGGCACCUCCCCUCACGGUGGUUAUGGAAUGGGCAUUGAGAGAUUUCUUGCUUGGAUCCUCAACCGUCACUCCGUCAGAGAGUGCGUCCCAUUCCCAAGAUACCCUGGCAAAUGCACUCCUUAG
This is a messenger RNA of Cordyceps militaris CM01, 1767 nucleotides long. RefSeq names its product asparaginyl-tRNA synthetase. NCBI's taxonomy places the organism in Eukaryota, Fungi, Ascomycota, Sordariomycetes, Hypocreales, Cordycipitaceae. The record is from RefSeq and is a predicted model, not a curated record. The transcript is spliced from 3 exons. Gene Ontology annotation, molecular function: asparagine-tRNA ligase activity; ATP binding. Gene Ontology annotation, cellular component: cytoplasm. Bases 1 to 1767 code for a protein of 588 amino acids. Gene Ontology annotation, biological process: asparaginyl-tRNA aminoacylation.